UCUUCACCAACACGAGCAGCUUUAGUGGCCGACAUGAUAGCAAGGGUUUAGAAGAGGUAGAGGCUAUGAAAGGUGCUUGUAUCCUUGCCGUCGGAAGGUGAAGGUUGAACGGUGGGAUUUGGCACUGGCGUUAUUAGAGCAAGGGAGGCUCCUUGCACAAGUCUGCUGAUGGGAACUGGAAUUUAGGUAGAAGCUGUCGAGUGGCUGAUCUUGGCUGUCAGGGCCGUAACUCACGGGAGCGUAAGUUGGUCCAACAGGGCUGUGUCCCGUGGCUGGCAAGGUAAGUUGCUGUAAGGGCGAUUCAGCCUCAUCGGGCUAUCGUACGGUAGAGUUACGGCCGCUCCCGCAUAACUUGAAAGCAAUUCCCGUCAAAUUCUCAUCACAGGCAUCUUCAUCACGCAGACACAUACUCAACUCCCCGUCGCCAACAAACCGUGCCUAUUUACGUGCAGCUCGAUUAAUAUCUUCCGGACUGCCCAGGAAUCUAUACUACCCUAGGCACCCAUCAUCUUCUUUAACCAUGACCGACAAACGAAAGGCUUCCGGGUCCCUCGGAUCCUCUCAACUCGUCAAAAGAAUCAGACCAGAUGGCGCUGGUGGAGAUGGAUCGUCAGCGGUUUCGAUUGUGAAUAGCUCUACGAGCAGUGGAGCCCUCAUACAAGCUGUACGUUUUGCUUCAGUCCCAGCCAAUUUUUACAGCCUUUCAGAGAUCGGAUGUGAUGCUCAUUCAACGCGAUUUCGCAGGUACCGCGAACAUCGGCUUUACAAGCUCCAAUCAUGGAACUAACGGGACAUUCGGUAAGGAUUCAGCCUGGGAGAAUACCUUCUCUUUCCUUCCUUGCCAAAUGUGCGGUAUGCCAAUGACCUCUUGCAGAAGGAAGUGUUCGCUGUUCGCUUCGAUCCCACAGGUCAGAAUAUUGCCUCUGGUUCAUUCGAUAGAUCAAUUUGUAACAGUCUUCCCCGCAUUUCAGUUUCUCUACAUUUCUUACACUCCUCCUUUUUCCCGCCGGAGGUAGCUAAUGACGCGACAGUGGUUUGGAGAACAUAUGGGGACUGCCCGAAUUAUCUUGCUCUUCCGGGGCAUAAGGGAGCUGUGCUCGAUCUCCAUUGGUCGCGAGACUCACAAAUUAUAUUCUCUGCUUCUGCUGACACCUUACUGGCCACGUGGGACGUUAGCACUGGGAUUAGGAUAAGAAGAUACAUCGGGCAUGAAGAUGUUGUGAAUGCAAUGGAUGUAACUAGGCGGGGACCGGAAUUGAUGGCCAGUGGGAGCGAUGAUGGGUCUCUCGGAGUAUGUCGCGCUCCCGAUAAUGCUUCCUUUGCGGUCCCGAUGCUAAAGGAUACGCUUCUAGAUAUGGGACCCCCGACAAAAAGAAUGCAUAGAUUAUCUGGAAACAAACUUCCCAGUAACGGCUGUCGCUAUCAGCGAAGCUGGGAAUGAGCUCUUCAGUGGCGGGAUUGAUAACGAUAUCAAGGUACGGGCAAAAAGUCACUCGUCCCGAAUUGGAACUAUACCUUUACUCAUCAACCCGACUGCCAGGUUUGGGACCUACGGAAGCGCUCGGUAGCGUACACUAUGCGCGGCCACCAAGACACGGUCACAUCGCUGAGUGUCUCCCCAGAUGGUCAAUCUAUGUUAUCGAACGCGAUGGAUAGCACUGUUCGCACAUGGGACAUCCGGGCGUUCGCACCAUCUAACCGACUAAUAAAUACGUAUGUCUUUCCAAAUCAGGCCCUUCUUCAUUGCAAGACUCCCCGCUAACAAUUUACUGCACAGAUACGAAGGGGCCCCGUCCGGAAUAGAAAAGAAUCUCAUUCGGGCAAGUUGGUCGCCGACGGGCGAUAGGAUUGGGGCCGGAGGUGGGGACGGCAGUGUCGCGGUAUGGGAAGCGGGGACCAAAAAACUAUUGUACAAGCUUCCGGGACACAGGGGGACAGUUAAUGAUAUGCGCUUUUCUCCAAACGCUGCGGAGCCUAUUAGUGAGUAUUCAUUCCCCAGCCUCCUGAUCCAGUACUAACGUUAUACACAGUUGUAUCCGCAUCCUCAGAUAGAAACAUCCUACUCGGAGAAUUAGGUAAAUAA
Messenger RNA from Tuber aestivum (summer truffle), 2083 nucleotides. Lineage: Eukaryota; Fungi; Ascomycota; Pezizomycetes; Pezizales; Tuberaceae. The record is from the annotation of a GenBank genome assembly.